AUGACCCCGCUUCUAUGGGAAUCCAGCCUGACUUCUUCCAGCAUUCUCUGUGCUGGGCUCCUGAUAGUCAUCUACGUCUUCACGGCUGUUGGGGCCUGGUAUCCGUUACGGAGGCUCCCGACACCCUCCUUCUGGGCAAAAUUCUCCUAUCUAUGGCUAGCUAAGACCACUUGGAGUGGGAGGCAAUACUGGGUGUAUCGGGACUUACACACAAAGUACGGUCCGUUGGUGAGAAUCGGGCCCUAUGAAAUCCACACCGAUGAUCCGGACAUACUUCGACAAUUGACAGGUUCCCGAAGCUCCUCCCGUAAAAGUGACUGGUAUCUAGGUGCCCGCUUUAAUCCACGUCAUGACAACAUACUCAGCACACUCGACACAGAGGCCCACGCGAAGCUCAAGCGGAGGACGGCUCCUGCAUACAGCGGCCGGGAGGUCCCAGAUCUCGAAGCGGCCAUAGAUUCUCAGAUCCUAAUUAUGGUUGACCUUGUGCGCGGCAAAUGUGCGAUGGCGGAGGCUGGCAGACCGGUGGUACUUGAUUUAUGUGCGCUGGCGGGCUAUUUCAGCAUGGAUGUGAUCACUCGCCUUGGAUUUGGGAAAGAGAUUGGCUAUCUCCGAGAUGAAACCGACCACUUCCAGUUUCAUCAAAGCCUACAGCGGGCUUGGCCAUACUUGACCAUAUCAACAGACAUCUCUUGGAUCCGAAGAGUCCUUUUCUCAAGGGUAGGACUGAAGCUUCUGGGUCCACGGUCGAGCGAUAGAAGGGGACUCGGACCACUGAUGACGGUUGGAGAAUAUUGUGUUCGCAAUAGGUUUGCAGGGAAUGAGCACAUGAACGAUAUGCUGGGAUCAUUCAUACGACACGGCCUGACGCAGCAGCAAUGUGAAGUGGAAACAUUAUUCAUGCUUGUCGCUGGUUCCGAAACUACUUCCUCCGCCCUCCGGUCAACCCUCUUGCACCUCAUAACAACACCUCGAGUCUAUGCAAAGCUCAAGGAAGAAAUACGAACCAUGAUUAGGAAGGGGGUAGUAUCCUACCCUAUUCAAUAUGAGGAAGUCAAGCAAUGCCCUUAUUUACAGGCGGUAUUGUAUGAAGGACUCCGUAGCCGUCCACCUCUCCUCGGGCUCUUCCCAAAGCGUGUUCGAAAGGGUGGAGAGGUGAUGCAUGGAAUUCAUAUUCCAGAAGGCACGGCAAUCUGCACAAAUAUCUCCUCCCUGCUACGUUCGCAGGCACUUUUUGGCGAAGACUCUCACGUAUUCAGACCGGAACGUUUUCUGGAGGCUGAACCCAAGAGGUGCGCUGAGAUGGAACGAAAUACUGAGCUAGUGUUUGGCUCCGGCCAGUUUAUGUGCCUCGGGAAAACCAUCGCGUUCAUGGAGCUUAGUAAGGCUGUCUUUGAGCUUAUGAGGGCCUUCGAUCUGCAAGUGGUGAAUCCGGGUAAUCCAUGUGACGUAAAAAGCUUCGGGGCUUUCGUGGAAAAGGACCUGUUCGUUGAUUUUAAGCUAGAUCUUGCGAUGCGUAAUGACGCAGUUUCUGGGGUAUGA
Talaromyces proteolyticus is the source of this 1542-nucleotide messenger RNA. Its product is annotated as BcABA1, cytochrome P450 monooxygenase. Gene Ontology annotation, molecular function: iron ion binding; oxidoreductase activity, acting on paired donors, with incorporation or reduction of molecular oxygen; monooxygenase activity. The coding region runs from base 1 to 1542 and encodes 513 amino acids. The record is from RefSeq and is a predicted model, not a curated record. The transcript has 5 exons. Lineage: Eukaryota; Fungi; Ascomycota; Eurotiomycetes; Eurotiales; Trichocomaceae.